Messenger RNA from Struthio camelus australis, 670 nucleotides. Lineage: Eukaryota; Metazoa; Chordata; Aves; Struthioniformes; Struthionidae. The record is from RefSeq and is a predicted model, not a curated record.
AUGCUAUGGCAGUGGUGCUCCAUGCUGAUGAGACAGUACGUGGUACAACCGCAGGCAAUCAUUUUUCAGGCAACUGAGUAUUCAGCCAUGGCAUCGUUAGCUGGUGGAUUAGAUGACAUGAAAGCCAAUAUAGCAAGCCCUACUUCUGCAGAUAUAGGAGCUAGUGUUCCGGGUCCUCAGUCAUAUCCUAUUGUAACAGGUCGUGAAUUGGCAAGCACAACCCUCCCAGGAUACCCUCCUCACGUCCCCCCUGCUGGACAGGGCAGCUACUCCGCUCCAACACUGACAGGAAUGGUGCCUGGGAGUGAGUUUUCUGGGAGUCCAUACAGCCACCCGCAAUAUUCAACGUAUAAUGACUCCUGGAGAUUUCCCAAUCCUGGACUACUAGGCUCUCCUUAUUAUUACAGUGCUGCAGCCCGUGGAGCAGCCCCACCAGCAGCCACUGCUGCUUAUGACCGUCACUGACCCAAGGAUCACGGAACUCAAGCACUUACUGAAACAUAUCAUCCUGGACAACAGCAUCUAAAGUCAUCUAGAUAGAAUCAUGCAAGUCACACUGUAAAGGAAGAAGAAGCUGUUUAGUAGGAACAUGCUAGUUGGAAUUUUGUUCUUUAAAUUGGGUGAGCUUAUUUUAUUCAAUUUUAUUUCAAAUCAGCAAAAGUGUAGUGAU